AUGAUUUGUUUCUUUUUCUUUAUAAUAUUGAAUUAAGCAAAUACACAUAAUUGGCCUUAUCUGCCAGUCAUUAGCUACUACAAUGUAUUGCAAUUAAUUAUGUAGAUUGCUUUCAUGUUGGAAGCAGAAAUCCACAAUACUUAAUUGUUUUUUAUCAUUGAUACUGGGUCAAGUGUGACUAUGAUAGAGUCUAUUUAUAAACAAUCUCAAACAUUUUAAAAUCUAAACUAAACUUAUGAGCAAUAAUAUGACUUAGGUAAAUGCAAAGGAAUAUUUGGAAUGGAUAGACUAGUAUUAUCGAAAUAAUUAUAUAUUCCUUAAUUUACAAUGGCAUAUGGGACAUGUUAGAAAAUGCCAGUAUAUUUAUUAAUGUUAUUAGUUCUUUGAUUAAUACAUUGGUCUGAUGGGUUUGUCAAACAGAUUUCAAGUAAAACAUGUUUUCGAAGAUUAAUAAUUUCACAGCUCCAUCUUUGGAUUGGAGUUUAGGAAAAAUAAUGAGUCAAGGCUUUAUUACAAUAUCACAAAUAUAGAAGAGAAGGUCACUUGGCAUUAAUUGAAUGUAGAUCACAGAUGGAUGAUUAAAAUGCUGGGUGUUUAUAUAGACAAUUAAGAUGUGACUGACAUAUUUACAGGGAGUGCCUUUUUAGAUAGUGGAUAUAGUUGUUUGGUUCUCACUUAAAGUAAAUGAAGUUUACAUAUUAUUAGAUUAAUUUGCGUAUAUUUGGGAAAAGAAUUUAAAAUCAUUAUGUAAAAUAAUCGAUAAAUCAAUAUAUUGUGAUUGCAACUAUAAUAAUUUCCCUAACUUCACAAUAUAUUUUGAAGGUGCCAAAAUUAUUAUUGAAUCUUAGAAUUACUUUCCAUAUUCAUAUAGUAAAUAUUAAAUUAAUUUAAGAUGACAAACUUUGUAAAUUAUGUAUCAGUCAACAUAAUCGUGAUUAUUUAAUUUUAGGAUUGCCAUUUAUAAUGUCUACAACAGUGUUAUUCGAUAAAACUAAUUAAAAAAUUGGUUUAGUUGAGUAAGUAUUAUAUAUAUCCUUAGUUCAUUUGACAUUCAUUAAAUAUCUCCAAUUUAUUUUCAUCUCCAACUCAUAAUGGUCGGCACUUUAACAUUAGUCAUAAUAUUCUAUGCAUCAUAGAAAGAAAGGACUUUUGUUAAAGUUGAUAUUGAACUUAGAAAUUUGGAAUAUUUAUGA
Molecule: messenger RNA, 1193 nt
Organism: Paramecium primaurelia
Lineage: Eukaryota; Ciliophora; Oligohymenophorea; Peniculida; Parameciidae
Source: the annotation of a GenBank genome assembly